Molecule: messenger RNA, 1611 nt
Organism: Cataglyphis hispanica
Lineage: Eukaryota; Metazoa; Arthropoda; Insecta; Hymenoptera; Formicidae
Exons: 9
Coding region: 373-1611 (412 amino acids)
Biological process (GO): sensory perception of smell; detection of chemical stimulus involved in sensory perception of smell
Cellular component (GO): plasma membrane
Molecular function (GO): odorant binding; olfactory receptor activity
Source: RefSeq, a predicted model, not a curated record
CAAACUGGGCAACUUGUAUAUUGCGUGGGCAGUUGAUUUUUACUAUAUCUCUAACUUUUUAUGUUCCGUUUCUUUAAAAUAUGAUAAUACAAAAUUUGGCCUUUCCCUCCCUUUAUCGAGUUCUUCAAUUAAAUUGUCGCACUGAAAAGUGGCAAUCGUUCAAGCUGUCAGAUCGAUAACGCGACCGUUGUUCAAAUGACUACGUUAAAGAAAUACAUACCUGACCGUGCAACUGACAACGUGACAUGAUAAAUAUUCACUACGUCAUUUUUAUCAUACAUUUUUAUUAGCAUGAUACUUUAACGUAUAAAGCAUUCGCUCGUCAUAUAAUUUUCGUAUAACAGAUCGUCCAUCGAGACGCAUAGAUGCAGCAUGCAAUCGGAUAUACUACGUUACUACCGCGUUAACAAGACUUUCAUGUCGCAAAUCGGCAUUUGGCCUUAUCAGAGCAAGACCAUGAGGAUAUUAAUACCGAUUCUGCUAGCGAUCAUCGAUAUCAGCUAUGUUACAGCAGAGAUGAUACGAAUGUUUGACACUUGGGGUAAUAUCGACAUUGCUGUUGAGUGCAUACUUUCGACUAUCAUAGUAAUUGCCUGUUUCACAAAGCUAUUCAAUCUUAGCUUUAGAACUAAUGAGAUGCGAUAUCUAUUUUCUCUGAUCGAUUAUCAUUGGCAAAUAUUUAACAAUCCUACGGAUGUCGAAAUCUUACAGAAUUAUGUCAUUUUCUGUAGAAAAGUGGUAAUAUUUUACGCAACUUACGUUUAUGUGUCGACAUCAUUGUAUUUGUUAAUGCCAAUAUCGCCGCAAAUUCUGGAUAUUGUGAUGCCUCUCAAUGAGAGUCGUCCGCGAAAGUUUCUGUUUGAAGUUGAGUAUCAUAUAGAUCGGGAGAAAUAUUAUUAUUUCAUUUUGUUUCAUUCGUAUGUGGCAGUUGUAGCGGUCAUGUCGAUUGUAGUGUGUGCCGACACUACUUACAUAGCGUACGUGCAGCAUGGCUGCAGUUUAUUCGCAGCCGUUGGAUAUCGAUUAGAACAUAUAAUUAUAGUUUCGAAAGAACACCACCAUCUCAGUCGGAUGAGCUAUCGUACGAAAAAUGAAGAAAAAACAUGUCUAGACAUGGAAAUAGAAGAUAUUUAUUUCAAACAGCAGACAGUAUUUCGCGAAUUAGUCAUUUGCUUGCGAAAACAUCAACUGGCAAUACAGUAUGCGCGCUUAUUGGAAUCUUCAUUUAUGUUAUCGACAGGCAUCCAAUUGUCAUGUAACAUGAUCGCUUUGAGUCUUAUAGGAAUUCAAGUAAUAAGUAACCUUGAUAAUACCGAGGAUUUCAUUAGAUACAUCUCUUUGUGCGCAGGAGCGUUUUUUCAUCUUUUAUGCAUGUCUCUGCCAGGACAAAGAUUGAUGGAUCAUAGCAUAAACAUAUUUGAUAAAACUUGUAGAUCGCAUUGGUAUGCAUUCUCCUUGAAAAGCAAAAGAUUGUUACGGAUAUUAUUGUAUAGGAGUAUCGUGCCGUGCACGUUAACCGCCAGUAAAAUAUACGUGAUGUCAAUGGCCAAUUAUAGCACGGUUGUACAGACCGCUAUGUCUUAUUUCAUGACAUUCUCCUCUCUAAAAUAA